GGACCACGUGCGCCCACGUGGGGGCAUGCUGCUGAUGUGGUGCGAGGUGACUGGUUUCGUCCUCGAGCUGCCUUGUCGCCUUAAGAAAGGUGCGUGGGAAUCGACCGGAGAGGCCACUGAUAUGUGGGCGCGGACUGCUAACUGCAUCAGGGAAACAGCUAGGGAAGUGUUAGGGGUGAGCUCUGGCUCUGAGAGUAGGCGUCAGGGUGAUUGGUGGUGGAGCGUUUCAGUCCGAAGUAAGGUGGAAGCUAAGAAGGUGGCGUAUUUGAGGUACAUGGGUUGCAAUGUUGAGGAGGAAAGAGCGGCGUUACGGGUGGAGUACAAGAAGGCACGUAAAGAAGCUAAGUUAGAGGUUACGAGGGCAAAGAAUGCCGCUUUUGAACGCCUUUACAAGGAUAUUGAGGAGAAAGGCAGUGUUCAUCCACUGUUCCGGCUUGUUAAGGUGCUUGAGAGGAAGGCCCGAGAUCUGGAUCACGUGAAAUGCGUGAAGGGCAAUGAUGGUAGAGUGUUAGUUGAGACUGCCAAGGUGGCUAAGCGCUGGGGGGAGUACUUUAGUGAACUCUUAAAUGCGGGAGGAGACCAGAGGCUAGUUCUUGAUGAGUUGGGGCCGUCUGGGGCGUCUCGUGUGUAUUGCCGGCGCAUUUGUCAGGAAGAGGUGGUUCGGGCCCUCCGCGGGAUGCAUAGUGGGAGAGCUUUGGGACCAGAUGAGAUUCCGGUGGCGUUUUGGAAGCAUGCGGGUUGUGGUGCGAGGGUUUGGUUAACCAAACUCUUCAAUGUUAUCCUCCGGACAGCAAGGAUGCCUGAUGAGUGGAGGGAGAGUCUCUUGGUCCCUCUGUUUAAAGGCAAAGGUGACAUUCAGAGCUGCGAGAAUUACAGAGGCAUCAAACUGCUUAGCCACAACAUGAAGGUUUGGGAGCGAGUCAUUGAGUAUAGGGUGCGGAAAGGGAUUUGCAUCUCUGAGAACCAGUUUGGUUUCAUGCCUGGCAGAUCGACUACAGAGGCCAUUCAUCUCGUGAGGAGGUUAAUGGAAGAGUAUAGGGCUAAGAAGAAGGACCUUCAUAUGGUGUUUAUUGACCUUGAGAAGGCGUACGAUAGGGUGCCAAGGGAGGUCUUAUGGAGGUGCCUUGAGACGAGAGGAGUUCCCAUCGUGUACACUCGCGCUAUCAAGGAUAUGUACGAUGGGGCUAUAACCAGGGUGAGGACUUCCGGGGGCGACUUUGAGUCUUUCUCGGUAGGGAUGGGGUUGCACCAGGGGUCUGCCCUUAGCCCCUUUUUGUUCGCCUUGGUGAUGGACGUCCUAACCCAAGGUGUUCAAGAAGGAGUCCCAUGGUGCAUGCUUUUCGCGGAUGAUAUUGUGCUUAUCGACGACACACGUGAGGGACUUAACGAUAAGUUGGAACUAUGGCACCUUGCCCUUGAGACUAAAGGAUUCAGAAUAAGUAGGAACAAGACUGAAUACAUGGAAUGUCGUUUCAGCGGUCAGGAAACAGAAUCAGAAGUGGAAGCUGAUGGGGAGUUAGAUGGGGAUGUUGGACAUCGUGUUGGAGUGGCUUGGUCCAAAUGGCGGUUAGCUUCAGGGGUGUUGUGUGAUCCGAACAUCUCGCCCAGGAUGAAAGGUAAGUUCUAUCGAUCCGUAGUCAGCCCAACUAUGUUAUAUGGUGCAGAGUGUUGGGCAGUUAAGAAAACUCAUGUGCGUCGUCUGCAUGCGGCGGAGAUGCGGAUGUUAAGAUGGAUGUGUGGGAAGACAAGGUUGGAUAGGAUUUCGAACGAAGUUAUCCGACAUCAGGUAGGCAUGGCGCCGGUGGAAAAUAAGUUGCGGGAAGCGAGGUUGAGAUGGUUUGGUCAUGUGAGACGGCGGGAUGCUGACGCCCCUGUACUGAGAUGCGAGAGGAUUUCGAUUAUCGGGGGAAGUUGGGGAAGGGGUAGACCUAGAAAGAAUUGGAAGGAGGUGAUUAGGCACGAUUUAGGACUUCUCACCCUGACUGAGGAUAUGGCCUUAGAUAGGAACCUUUGGAGAACUAGGAUUAGAGUAGCUGGAUAGGAGCUCGGUUGAGCCGCGGGUCUCUUGGAAAUAGCCUCCCUGCUUCCGAGUAGGGGCAAGGUCUG
Molecule: messenger RNA, 2106 nt
Organism: Cuscuta campestris
Lineage: Eukaryota; Viridiplantae; Streptophyta; Magnoliopsida; Solanales; Convolvulaceae
Source: the annotation of a GenBank genome assembly